UAGUUCAGACUGGCUAGACUUACAUGGCUACUCAGUACACAGUGCUAUACGGAUCCUUGAAGAUUUUAUCAACAGAAAACAAAGAGAAAACGGUUCCAUGAUUCAUGUCGUAACUGGACAAGGCCUACAUAGCCCAUCAUAUGGACCAGUCAUUAAACCAGCGGUUAUGCAGUACUUGAACAACUCAGGCUAUAGAUGCAGAUGGAGUGAUGAUGGAGGAUCAGUAACUGUAUUCUUGAGAUGAACAGGCUUACAUCCUGGAACGAAAAUAUUCUAUAAUGUUUUUAACCCUGCUUUUUGUAUUGAGGUCUUUAAUGAAAUUGUGUGUCGGUGAUUGCAUUAUGUUAAGUAACCUUAUGCUAAAUUCUAUAAUUAGCACGGAGCAUUUAAAGUUUAUUUUUAAAAGAGUCUGGCUUAUAAACUUAUUUAUGUUUUUAAACAAAUUAAAAUAUAUAAAAUUAUAAAAAAAUAAAUUUAAUGA
Molecule: messenger RNA, 481 nt
Organism: Physella acuta
Lineage: Eukaryota; Metazoa; Mollusca; Gastropoda; Physidae
Cellular component (GO): nucleus
Molecular function (GO): endonuclease activity
Source: RefSeq, a predicted model, not a curated record